GAUUUUUUUCUCAAAAGAAAAAAUUAUGGUUUAAUGAAUGAGUCCCCUAUGUGUCCUUGCCUUGACUUAUUCCAUUAUAUUAUGCCUAAAAAAUGGAGAUUAGCAGGAUGUGCUUUUUGGAAACAUAGGGGCAGACAGUUAAAGGAAAUAAUAGCAAUGGAUGUUUCAUGCCUUUAGCGAAACAAACCCAAGAAAAGUGCAGACAAUAUCCUAUAUGUUUAGAUUUGUCAGCAUAUAAAAUGCAAAUAACUUAGGCAUCAUUUAUUGGCAGGACAAAGUAUUAAGUGCAAAAAAGAUGCAAUGUUAAGUUUUUCACACUUUUGCCAUCCAAAAUGGUGCGUAAGGACUUUGCUCCAUGAAUACAGCCCUGGCUGCAUCUGGCUGUGAUGAAUUCAUUUGGGUGUAGGCUUGGAAUUCUUUAUAAAAACACGCAAAACAGACCAUUUAAAUAAUAUGUAUUUCAAAAAAUAAAAUUUUGCCUAAUGCAAGGAAGUCAUUCAGAGCAACUUUCUAAAAUACCUUAAUUACAAAUGUUCAAGGGUUUUAGUUAUUUGCUAUUUAAAGCAGUAUCUGCCUGUCCCUAUACCAGAAGCCAGUUGUUUAUAGGAGCUGUGAAGAAGCAAGGCUGACUUUUCCCAACAUUGUUUUAAGGGACUUUUAAUUGCAAAUACUUUCUUAAAAAAAUGUAUGUAUCUUGCAAAGUUGAUUAGAAUCACAUAAUGGGCCAGAUUCAAUUCAGUGAAAAAAAGAUUUAUCAUGUGAAAAAGUUUUCACAUGAUAAACCAAAAGAGAACUUUUUCUCACUGAGUUGAAUCCAGCCCUAGUUAUGGCAAAUCUAUUAUACCAGAAGUGUCAUUUGGCUAAGCCAAAACAGAAUUUACAGAAAUGUUGGCAAUUCAUUAUACUUUUAGCUUUAAACAAAAAACAUCUUGUAUUAGGAGUGUCCCCCUGUGUGUUCACACAUUUGGCACCAAACGGCAUUGCUAUUGACUAAAACCUGUCAAAAUGAUUGACACAAACAGCAGCAGCAGCGUAGGCUGUCACAGAUUCGCACUACAGAUUACUGUGUGCAAAUGACUUGAGCUAGCAGGACCUCUUGUGUUUAACUGUGGGAUUCUGUGUUGCUACAGCAAGAGACAAUUGUUAAGUCACGCAAGUAAGAAAAACAAAUAACACAAACACAGGCACAGUACAAAUGGAAAACUAUAAAACUAAAAUAGUCAUCUACACAAUGACGGCUUGGUGUUUCUGUUUAGAUGUAGAACUAUACAUUAUAUCUUUGCCAGCUCUAUGUGCAUUAUCAUAACAAUCCUUACAAAUCAGUACACAUUUUAAUCCAUUUAAAGUGUUGUAGGUAGAUGGCAUAAGCCCAACAUUGAUAAGCAAAGCAAAAUUCCAAACCUGAAUCCACAUACAAUGUUAAAAGCUUGUAGCCUCUGCGGUGUGCAUUGCCUGAUCAACUUAAAGCUGACAGCUGCAUUUGUAAUACAGUGAAUCUAAACGGAUAUAUUAGUAUCUUCUAUUCAGUUUGAUGUGAGCAGACUUUACCUGCUUCAUAUACUGCAUUCUUUGUGGGAUCUGCUAAAAUAAAUUAUUCAGCUUCAGCUGUAAAAAGGACAGAGGCGUCUGAGCACCAACUUUAAAGGUGAUGGAGAGUAGGAUUUCAGGAAAUUGAAUCCAGGUCAGAAAUUCAAUUACCUAAUGACAGUUAUUUUGUUUCAGUUAGUGGUACUGUAGGAAGGGGGACACUGUUUAGUCAGCAGAAAAUACAAUUUGUUAAAAGAAAAUCAGCAUAUGGUUAGUUCUUUUUGUUAACUAAUCAUUCAUAUGCAAUGUGGUUAAAGAAUAUCAAGAUACUGCCAAAAUAAACUGCACUGCGGGUUACUGCACAGUUUUCCAUUUUUCAACCUUUCCCUACAAUUUUAUAUUAUUCAUGUAUUUGUACAUAAAUAGUCCUGGCCAAAGUACAGUUCUAUCUUUAUACAUGUGCUGAGUCCAUGUAUAGAAAUACAACAGUUAGAAAAAGUUUAAAUAAUCUGUGACUGUAGCAGACAAAAUGAUAUUUUAUGAGCCAUAAAUAUAAUUAUGCAGAUGCAAUCAAGCACUUCAUGUGUUUUUCUUUAAAAUUAUGUGUUAGUGACACAGAAAUUAAAAUUUAUAUUAAAACGUUCCCUGGAUUAAACAUUUUUCCUACAGUGCCUUACAAGUAUUCAAACCUUUGUCCAACUUUUUAACUGUACCAAAGAAGAAAUCCUAUGUUUCUACUCAUGUUUAUUUAAGAGUCCUGCAAUUCAAAAAUGUGUUUAUAAUGUGACAUUGUCAGUUAGCGUUAUCUUUAGAGCCACAUUUUCCAGGCAUAUUUGUUCCCAUGAUGUUCAGAAUAGUGAGACCACAGUUGUGUCCCUAAUUUUUUGUAAAUAGCACUAAUGAUUCUUAGGUUGAUUGAGAUUAGGACUUUGACUAGACCGUUAUAGAACCUUUACCUUAUAGGGGAAGUUCACCUUCAGAUAACAGUCUAAAUAUGAACAGCCUGUGUCAUUAAAAACCUUUUUACAACCAAUACAGUCACUUCAGCAUAACUACAGUUGAAGCUGUGCUUCAUGAUCAUAAAUUUUCUCACUGUUCCCCUAUGGAAAACAUUCAGGCAAGACUAUUCCAUUCUGAUUUAUUUAAAUAUCUUUGGUACAAUUGGCUGGCACAAUCCAGCCAAUGGGCUCAAUGAAAUGCACAUGAAACUGGAAAAGAGAGGGUAUGUGUGUGCAGUAGCGCAUCAUGCAUGAACUUCAUUUUAGUGUAUGCCAUGCAGGGCUAUAUUUAUAUAUAAGCACCUGAGGGCCUGUGUCUAGGUCACAGUUUUUGGUGGAAGCCUUUCGGUGACUAAGCAUUGUUUUUUUUUUUUUUAAACAAUACGCCACCAGCCUCCACAGCAGAUUUCCAUAGGAAAUCUGGCAACAGAGGUGGGUGAGGGGUAGGGUAGCAGAAAUGAUGUGAUGUCACUUUCGCAACGUGGGUGUGUGUGAAGUUGGCCAUAGGGGCCGUAUUUAGGCUUGGUGCCUUGGGUGGCACCGGAUCUAACUACAGCACUGAUGCCAUGGGCAGGAUCUCCUGACACAGGUUGGGGAUUUUUGGAUAAGCACAGUUUCAAAGUUAGUUAUCUUGAAAAAGAAAGAAUAACAGAAAGAAGUCACACUGGAGAUUGGGCAGAUCCCUUCUUUCUAAUACAAUACCAGUGGAAAAAGCAGAGGGCUGCAAGGGGGAUACCAACCUAGGGCCGCACCAAAUCAAAAUCUGGUAAUUCACCAAAACUGAAGUUUUGCACAAGCUCUGUCAAUGCUAUAUUAUCUUUUGUUUGCUUUUGUGCCAAGACUUAAAUGGUUGUUUAACUUUGCUAAAAGUAUUUAAACACCACGAAUAAGGACUUUUUAAGGUUGCUGUCUUUGUUGUAUAUUAUUCUAAAAUGUUGGUACUCUCAUAUUAGCUCUGUAAAACAAGUCACUGACUGUCUAAACUGUUUAAAUUUGAUACAUUAGUCAAUACAUUUCUCAGCAGCGUCAGAAAAAUACCAGCAACUAAAGUAUCAAUUGUAACAGUUGCUCUGUGAAAGGAGCUGACAGACUUUAGUAAAACUUGAGGAACAUGCUCAUUGGAAGCUAAAGCUGCUUAAAAAUGUUUCCAGUAAUGUAUCCAACUGUAACAGCUCAGUAGACAGGUUGUCGGAUCUCUCUCUAAACUACUACUGGGAAACACGAGAGGGGGGAAAAUGAGACUAAUUCAUUUUUAAAACUUGCAUUUUAGACAAAUUACAACUAGACUAAAUAAUUCCCAGCAUUUUCUUUAUCAUAAGAAGCUACACUGGCCAUAGUGUACAUGUGAUUUGAGAAAUGUAUUUCAAUAGAUUUAAGAGGGUGCACGUAUUAACAAACAUUUUUAUUGCAUGAAUACAAAUCCACAUUUAUCUUUGUCUGACCAUGCACAAAGGUACUGGGACAUAAAUUAAUACUGAAAAUUGUUCUGACACAAAUGAGCUUAUGCCUAGUUCAUAGGCUAGAACAGUGACAUAUUUAUCACUAUAUUAUGUAACUACCCAUUAUAUUAGCCUUUUCAGCUGCCCUGUGCUACACUGAGUUUGUGACUACUGUCUGGCCAACACUAACCCACUGGAUACACCCUUCUUGUACUUUGUGUGAUGCUUCAUGUAUAAUGUUUUGGGCCUUUAAAUUUAUCUGCCUAUCAAAUAUAUAUUAUAACAAUUUGUUAGUCACUGUACUGGGUGAGUUUUAAUCCAGAAAACUAAAAUAUCCCAAUAAAACUCAAAGCUGUCUUCGAAACAUGUAGUUUUUACCCAUGGGGAGGCUUGCUAUGAAGCAAGGCGACAACCCACACACUAUUUUUUUUUACGUUAAAGGUGUUCCACUGACUGUAUGUUGUGAAAGCUAAAAACAAUGUGGGACCCAGAGAUUAAAGCUAGCAUAUCCAGGUGUUAGGCAAAAGCCUGUAUAUAGGACCAAAGAAAAAAAAGUCUGGACUUAUUCUCAUACUGGACUUAUAAUAAAUUAAAAAAAAAAUCAUUUAGAACAGUGAAGUUUUAAAAGAGAUCUGUGAUCUGAAGACUGAUGUUUAUCUAUGUUUAUACAUAGCAUUAAUUUAACCCUUUUUCAACAAAAGUGGUUUAAUAAAUAGGGUGUGUGCUGAACAUACAUUUUACCUAUUUUUAACUUAUGAGAUAUCUAUAGUUUUUGUUACUUAUGGUUUCUUCUACAAAGCAGGGCAAAAUCCGAAAGUGAAACUAGUCUCCUUUCUUUACAUGCUAUACUACUUGUCAAUCUAUUCAAACUCUUUGUUCCCAUACAGAAAUAGGGAAUCCCCAUGAAGGAGUUUCCUGGGUGUUCAGAUGGGCCAGUCAGGAGGAAAAACACCCUUUUCUUGGCUAAAAAUUGCACUUUGGUUUAUAUGUGAAUCAGUUCAUGAAUGUGUCCUCUGUAGGAAUAUGCAAGUGUUGCUGUUGAAACACAGCUCCCAUUCCUUUGUAAUGUAUUAAUUAACCAAAACCAAAAGGUUAUGCAUCUUACACAGAGGGUCAGUUCCCACAAAGCAACAUUAAAAUAGAAGUGUGCAGAGACAAUGGGAGACACAGUUGUAAUGAGGCCCCUAUCCAGAAGAGCUUAGGACCUAUGAUGGUUUUAGAAGUUGCAGUUAAACAAUUGCUCAGGGCCACAGGUUGCAUAUGUCUGUUUCUGACUUUUAGUUGCUAGACUUGGCUUUCAGUUCUUUUACUGAUUAUAUAACACAUUUAUGGUGGAUUUCUUGCAGAUGCCUCUCUACUUGCCUGCCAGAGGGACUAUGAGAAGCAAAGGAUGUGGGUUGGAAAUUGCUGAGGCCCUGCAAUGACUUGACCAGCGGAGUGCAUGUCUUCCAGCCCUGGGUUUGUACCACACUCACCCUGUAACGCUAAAAAGCAAAGGGAAGUUCUAAACAAAACUGAAAUUGGACUGGGCAGACAUUAUACAUGAGCUCAGACCUGGGUGCCCUGUUCCUGGGCAGCACCGAGCCCCUCAGCCCACAAUCCCUCCCCAUACAGCCGCCAGCCGGGCUACUCUGGGCGCCACGUACAGGAGAGAAGACAUGAAGGCUCGGACAUUGCCCCUCACUGAAAGCCCAACGCCUGCCAAAAGCAUAUGAAUAAAAGGUCCCGGACAAUGCAGCUUCCCACUAGCCCCUCACUAGCCACCCAGCACCAAACAAUCGCCCCUUUCCUAUUUAGUUCCAUGGCGCCUCUGCAUUUACUCGUAUCCGACCUGAUUGCAUGGAAUCCCCUCCGGGCAACACGCUUGGUCCCAUGGAAGAGCUGAGCAGUGUGAAGGUUCUCCCUUCCCCAGGGAUUCCGGCGGUGGGGGCAGACGAGCAGGCAGUGUGCCCGUGAAAGGCUGGGGGAAUCCUCCAGUAACCCUCCUCCCGCCUCAGCCGCCUGUCAGCGCCGCUACUCUCCCUCUCUCUGGCACACACCGCUUCUCCCUGCCCAGGCGCUGACGUCAUGCCAUUUGUUUUGGUUCGCCCGACCAAUCGGACGCGCUGCCUGGAUUCUACGGGUGCCGAAAUGGCCCCUUCCUCUCGAGUUGAGGGCUUCGCCAUCCCUAGCAGCGCGCAUUGCGCUGGGCUCAGUGCCUGGCAAGACUCCUGCAGCUUUAACAGCUCUGACAUGGACACAUCGCUGCAGUUCCAGCGCGGCUUCUCCCCAGAGCAGCAGCACAGUCUCCCCCGGCCGCAGCACCUGCACUGCCAGAGCCCGGACGAGCAGCUCCUGUACCAGGCGGACGGUCCUUGUGUGCAGUGCAACAGCUGCUCCUUCCAAGGGGACAAUCUCCCUCUUCUUCGCACCUCUUCGCCCAUUAUCGGAGCUUUCCGCACCGGCUCCUCUCCUCUCUCGUCCGGCUCCUCCAGGCAGGGCAGCCAGCUGAACGUCAGUGAGCUCACUCCUUCCAGCCAUGCCAGUUCGUCCCGCCACCCCCAGUACCAGUCCCAGUACCAUCAGUACCAUCAGUGCCACAGCCGGCAGCAGGCGAGUCCGAGCAGCAGCCAGCGCCGGGAGAGUAACCCUUUCACGGAAAUAGCCAUGAGCAGCUGCAGGUACAACGGUGGGGUUAUGCGACCCCUCAGCAACCUGAGCGCGUCCCGAAGGAACCUGCACGAACUCGACUCCGAGUCGCAGCCCUUACAGCCGGUGUCUAGCGCUAGCGCAGCUCCUGAGAUAGUGGUGUCCAAGCCCGAGCACAACUCCAACAGCCUGGCUCCGUAUGGCUCUGGGGAGCGGCCAGGUGGGCAGCAGAACAACGGGGCCAAGUCCGGAAAGAAAAAGAACCAGAACAUCGGCUACAAGUUGGGCCACCGGAGGGCUUUGUUUGAGAAAAGGAAGCGACUGAGCGACUAUGCGCUUAUCUUUGGGAUGUUUGGCAUCGUGGUGAUGGUGAUAGAAACUGAGCUCUCAUGGGGAGCCUAUGACAAGGGAUCGCUGUACUCAUUAGCUCUAAAAUGCCUUAUAAGCCUUUCCACGAUUAUCCUGCUUGGUCUUAUUAUUGUGUACCACGCCAGGGAAAUUCAGCUUUUCAUGGUGGAUAACGGCGCUGAUGAUUGGAGAAUAGCCAUGACCUACGAACGCAUUUUCUUUAUUUGCUUGGAAAUACUAGUGUGUGCAAUUCACCCCAUACCAGGAAAUUACACAUUCACGUGGACAGCACGCCUUGCCUUUUCUUACACCCCCUCCACAACAACAGCGGACGUGGAUAUUAUUUUAUCUAUACCAAUGUUCUUAAGACUGUAUCUUAUUGCCAGAGUUAUGCUUUUACAUAGCAAACUUUUCACUGAUGCCUCUUCUCGAAGCAUUGGAGCACUAAAUAAAAUAAACUUCAACACACGUUUUGUAAUGAAGACUUUAAUGACAAUAUGUCCAGGAACAGUACUGUUGGUUUUUAGUAUCUCAUUAUGGAUAAUAGCUGCAUGGACUGUCAGAGCCUGUGAAAGAUACCAUGAUCAACAGGAUGUUACUAGCAACUUUCUUGGAGCAAUGUGGUUAAUUUCAAUUACUUUUCUAUCCAUUGGAUACGGGGAUAUGGUACCGAAUACAUACUGUGGGAAAGGAGUGUGUUUACUUACUGGAAUUAUGGGUGCGGGGUGCACUGCACUUGUUGUCGCUGUGGUUGCAAGGAAGCUAGAACUUACCAAAGCUGAAAAACAUGUUCACAAUUUCAUGAUGGACACCCAGUUAACUAAAAGAGUGAAAAAUGCAGCUGCUAAUGUUCUCAGGGAAACAUGGUUAAUCUAUAAAAACACGAAGCUAGUGAAAAAGAUAGACCAUGCAAGAGUUAGGAAACAUCAGCGGAAAUUUUUACAAGCUAUUCAUCAAUUGCGCAGUGUGAAAAUGGAGCAGAGAAAGUUAAAUGACCAAGCAAAUACAUUGGUGGAUUUGGCAAAGACACAAAACAUCAUGUAUGACAUGAUCUCUGAUCUAAAUGAAAGAAGUGAAGACUUUGAGAAGAGAAUUGUUGUCUUAGAAACAAAGCUAGAGACAUUAAUUGGGAGCAUUCAAGCUCUCCCCGGACUGAUUAGUCAGACAAUCAGCCAACAACAAAGGGACUUGGUUGAAGUUCAGCUGCAAAAUUAUGACAAGCAUGUUGCGUACAGUGCCGAGCGAUCGCGGUCAGUGUCACGAAGAAGAAGGUCCUCAUCCACGGCACCUCCAACUUCAUCGGAAAGUAGCUAGAAGAAAGCAGGUUAACCAAAAAGACUUUUUUGCCAUCAUAUGGUCAAUAAUUUAGCUUUUAUUGUAAAGCCCUAUGGUUCUAAUCAGUGUUAUCUGGGUUCUGAUGUCAGAAUCUUGGAAACCUGAACACAAAGUUUUAGGCCAAAUAGAGUGAGAACUCUUUUAUUUCUUUCAGAUGCACAGGGAAUGCACCUAUCAUUACUAUAUAGAUUGUUUCUCUGUAAUUUCACUAACUUUUUAUUCAUGCACUUCAGACUUUACUACUAUAUAGUAUAUAUAAUAAAAUCUUAAUUUCUGAAAGAAAUGUUUGGUUAAUUUAGUUCACGCUCAGGACUACCUAUCAGCCUUGUGUUUGUUAUGAUACAGUUAGGGAAUUUGAAUACAGAUUUCACUUUUUCUGCCAAAUCCAAUUAUUUUCACAAUGGACUCAACAUAUUCUUAACAUAAAAAUGGGCCUUAACCAAAACUUUUCAUUUGUUUUUAUGCAAAUACCCUGAAUAAAGCAUAUUUUUACUAA
Xenopus tropicalis (tropical clawed frog) is the source of this 8771-nucleotide messenger RNA. RefSeq names its product potassium channel, calcium activated intermediate/small conductance subfamily N alpha, member 2 (gene kcnn2). Gene Ontology annotation, biological process: potassium ion transport; potassium ion transmembrane transport. The record is from RefSeq and is marked validated. Gene Ontology annotation, cellular component: membrane; Z disc. NCBI's taxonomy places the organism in Eukaryota, Metazoa, Chordata, Amphibia, Anura, Pipidae. Gene Ontology annotation, molecular function: calmodulin binding; calcium-activated potassium channel activity; small conductance calcium-activated potassium channel activity.